AUGGGAAGAGGGAAGGUGGUUCUGGAGAGAAUACAGAACAAGAUCAAUCGCCAAGUAACCUUCUCAAAGCGCAGAAAUGGUUUGCUCAAGAAAGCGUUCGAGCUAUCAGUGCUAUGCGAUGCUGAAAUCGCUCUUAUCAUCUUCUCCAGUCGUGGCAAGCUUUUUCAGUACAGUAGCACUGACAUUAACAGAAUCAUUGAGAAGUAUCGUCAAUGCUGCUUCAACAUAUCUCAGACUGGCGACGAAGCUGGACAUCAAUCGGAGCAGUGCUUAUAUCAGGAGCUUUUGCUGCUGAGAGUCAAGCAUGAAUCACUCCAGCGAACUCAAAGGAAUCUUCUGGGAGAGGAACUUGAGACACUUAGCAUGAAAGAAUUGCAUAGCUUAGAGAAACAACUGGAUAGAACUCUUGCACAAGCUCGGAAGCACCUAUCACAGAAGCUGGUGUCAAGAAUUGACGAACUACACGGGAAGGUGGUGGCUGAAGCGGUGCAGGUGGUGGUUGAAGCGGUGCAGGUGGCUGAAGCGGUGCAGAUGCAGGUGGUGGUGCAGGUGGCUAAAGCAGUGCAGGUGGCUAAAGCGGUGCAGGUGGCUGAAGCAAUGCAUGUGGUGGCUCGCAGGGUGGUGGCUGAAGCAGUGCUGGCAGGGUGGUGCAACAAUUGGGGAAGCAGUGGACAAGAGAAAAGAAUGUGUUCCCUACCCCUUUUUUAG
This is a messenger RNA of Sphenostylis stenocarpa, 708 nucleotides long. The record is from the annotation of a GenBank genome assembly. Lineage: Eukaryota; Viridiplantae; Streptophyta; Magnoliopsida; Fabales; Fabaceae.